AUGAAGAAGUCCUUCAUUGAGCGCAUCUUCCCCCAUUCCCCCGGCGACGUCCUUCCACAGUACGACAACAACUUGCCUGCGUCGUCGCAGACUACUCCUCCGUCUCCGCCGCGGAUCCUCCUGCGAGAGUCAUUGGCAGCCUCUUCGCACAGCGCCGAUACUUCGUCCGCCCUGUCUACCCGUCGAACCACUCAACCGCAACCGCUGGCGGCGUCCUCCUUGGUGGUGCGCCACGAUGACCCCUUCCUCCCUGUCGAAAGAGCGGCUCGAGCUCUCGAACGGACUCUCCAAAGCCUCCUCGAUGCGCAAUCCGAAGGGCUGCUUGCCGGCGUAGGAGCAGGCGACACGAACGAUACCUCUUCGGCAGGCAGUCUUACACCCACGCCCUCCACUGGCAUAGCUACUGCGCCCAAGCGACAGACACGAGCGAAGACGAUACCUGUACGGCAACCGCAAGACAGGAAACUCACAUUGCGCGAAGCUCGACGGGGACUAGUGAAAUCUAUGGCCCAAUUCGCCCGCCUGAAGGACUGGGAACUGAGUCUGAUCGACCAGGAGGUCGCGGCGCGAGAAGAUGCAUUGAGGCAGGCGUCCAAUCUGAAGGGCCAGAAGAAGCUGUUGGAGGACGAGAUACAGAGCAUGAAUGUCGAGAACGAAGCGGCUAGUCUACGGUCGGAGGCGCAGAAGGUGGAACAGGAAAUCGACGAGUUGGAGGCACGCCUGCUGGAAAUGAAGGCUCGCUAUAGACAACUGGUCAUCCGGGCGCGUGAGAUCGAAAGCUCGCGAGAUUCAAGACUUAGUUCGUUCACGGACUCACUGCGUCUGAACGACAACAAGGUCAAGGCCUUCCUCCACAACCCCCCUGUUUCGCAGAGCUUGGGCACCGCUCGCGAUCCUGGCAUGUACGCGCUGAACCCGGAGCGGCGGACUCUCCAGAUGGCCGAGGAGCAAUGGACGUCGGAGGUUGAGAUGCUGAAUGCUCGGAAAGCGGACGUUGAGAAGGAAAAGCAAGCACUGGAAGAAGGCUCGGGGCUGUGGCAGGACGUGGUGCUUCGCGUGAGGGAUUUUGAGGAGAACCUUCGAACCCAGACGAUGGACUUGUCUCAAUCUCAGCUUCGUGCGUUGGAUGUGGGCGGCGAUGCUCUGUCCCCGGGUUUCGGGACGACAGCGGAAGACGCCUCGCUGCGGAUCGUUCUGGACAAGCUAGACGCGCUCAUUGCCUUUCUUCAGGAGGCUCUCACUCAAGCCGAGGUGAAGAAUUGGAAUCUCCUUAUUUGCUCGAUUGGUGCUGAACUCGCCGCUUUUGAACAAGCCCGUGACUUGCUCCAAGAGACGGCCGGCCUGGAAAAUAGUGAGUCGGCUCACCCUUCAGGUAGGGGCAAGGGCAACCUGGUUGACGACGGGCAUGAAGAUGCUCCGCAUGAGGACCUCUUGAGCGGCGGCCUCGUCGAGGCGAAUGGACGCGGGCCGCGGAGUCCAGGAGAAAGCAGCAACCACAGUCUGGAGGAUACACUGCGAGAGUUUGGUCAGGGCUCAGAAAGGGCCAAACAGAACGAGCUUGAUGGCGGUUCGACAUUCAUGGCUUCUAGGCCGGAGCUGGACACCCUUAAUGUCAGCUCCGGGUCACGGCCCAGAGCUGGCCACGGCCAUACGUCUGAAAGCGAGGACGACGAACCAGGCCCGGAGUUCUUGCUUUCCCAUACCUGA
This is a messenger RNA of Capronia coronata CBS 617.96, 1707 nucleotides long. RefSeq lists its product as uncharacterized. Lineage: Eukaryota; Fungi; Ascomycota; Eurotiomycetes; Chaetothyriales; Herpotrichiellaceae. The transcript has a single exon. Bases 1 to 1707 code for a protein of 568 amino acids. The record is from RefSeq and is a predicted model, not a curated record.